This is a messenger RNA of Eruca vesicaria subsp. sativa (arugula), 291 nucleotides long. NCBI's taxonomy places the organism in Eukaryota, Viridiplantae, Streptophyta, Magnoliopsida, Brassicales, Brassicaceae. The record is from the annotation of a GenBank genome assembly.
ACGAAUAUAACACAAGGUUGGACUAACAAAAACCCAAGUCGACAAUUCUAUAGUUGUCAGCGUUUAAAGCUUGGAGAUGAUUGCAAUUACUUCGCUUGGUUUGAUGAAGAGGAAGGUACAAAAUGGCAAAGAAGAGCUUUGAUUGAAGUCCGUGAUGAGAUCAAGCAGAAUACUAAACUGAUUGAACAAUUGACUCUAAGCAUCUCAGAAAUGGAAAGCAAUUUGGAGAACAAACAAAUAGUGGAUGACGAAAAUGAAGAUGAGAUUUUUAGAAAGUUUGAAGAAUUCUAG